AUGCAGAACAACAAGUGGUUCACGCUCCACGUCGCAGAGUACCUCAAGACGCACUCGGGUCAGGACACCGGCUUCUGCAACGCGAUGCUCAUCGACAGCGACACCCUCUUCGUUAGGCCGGUGGGGGGGUACCUGGUGGACUGCGGUGUCUCGCCUGACUGGGACGUGGGAUUCACGGUCUACGAUCCAGAGUUUGUCGUGCCUUGGGCGAGUGAUUCCGCUCAGGUGGGGAGGACGCGCGGCAAGGGGUUCUCCAGGAUCAACACGGGGGUGGUGCUCCUGAACCUGAGGGCUCCACGGGCCGUGCAGGACUUCCUCGUCCGGUGGGCGCAGGCGACGAUUUGGCUCACCAGCAGCGGGGAAGAAGACAUCGGUCACACGUGGCAGGAGCCGGACCUGCUGCGGUGGCAACACUGGCACGACGAGCUCGUCGAGGAGUUCAAGGGGCCCAACCAGGCGAGCAUGGCCCUGCUGGUGUGCUCAUACCAGAUCGACCGGCUGGGCGACGUGAUCGGUUGGGGAGCGGAGUGCGCGGCCUGCCUCGGCCCUGUGGAAGCGAGGCUCGACCUGAUCGACGGGGAGCGGGCCAUGCCAGUGCGCUUCCGGGCGCUGCCCGCGCGGGUGCUGAACCACCCGGAGUCCAUGCCCGAGGGCGCCUUCCCGCCUGACCUGGCGGUCGUGCACCUCAAGGGCCUCUGGUGGCGACUGGCCCUGCCCAGCGGCCGCGCCCGCUUCGUGGACCACUUCCGCAGGAGAGCGAGUGGAACCGCGACGCGCUGA
Messenger RNA from Prorocentrum cordatum, 780 nucleotides. The record is from the annotation of a GenBank genome assembly. Lineage: Eukaryota; Dinophyceae; Prorocentrales; Prorocentraceae.